AUGCAGCAGGAGCUAGUCUAUGCAGCAUCGGAAAUCCAUAACGCAAGCUUCCAUGACGUGGACCAGAAUUUCUUGCGAAGACUUGAACGUUCUAUUCAACACAAUGGCGUGUCUGCGUUCUUCGCGAUUGACAGAAAUGGCACGAAGACGCCUGGUAGGUUUGGUCUGAUCGACGUGGACUUGGCUGCUGUUCUGCCACCUGCAUUGAGAGAUCUCAGAAAUCCACGUACAAUUGUGCUGGAGAGUCCCUCAUGCUUCGACAUCACGCACCUAGCCGGCAUGAAUGUGUUGGACGUCUUGAGUCACGUACAUCUUCACCCCCGAGAUUGCAGUCUCCAGUUUGAAGAACUGGAACAUAUUUACACUUGGGAAGGGCGCAGAGUCAGCGUGUCGGUUACCAGCUUGAUUCAUGGUCUCACGCAUCAAUUCAAUUCUGCUGACGCACUCCGUGCGAUGCGCAAUGGCAGAAACUGGCCACGAGAGGAGUACACAGUUGCCAAUGUCGUGGAGGUCUUAAACCAACAUCUACCGAAUAGCCCUUUGACGCUGAUACUGCGACAUUUGGUAGAUGCAGAGGUGACAGAUAUUGCAGCCAUCUGUCAGGCUAUCCGUGAUCUUGUCUGGACUCAUCCAGGCUGUUCUCAUCUAGCUUCUGUUGUCAGCAUGACGGAUGAUGAGAUCCUGGACAGAUGGGAGAGGAACCGACGCACGGCUGCUGCUCAGGGUACAUGGAUGCAUGCGUGCUGCGAGUGCUUGUUGAACGGUGGGAUGGUGUGCCUUGCCUCGGAGGAGAUGUGCAUGUUCACCAAGGUCAUACGAGGAUUACAAGCAGAAGGAUGGAUGAUAUUCAGAACAGAGUGGUGUGUUUACUGUGAAGCAGAGGAUGUUGCGGGCUCCAUUGAUGCAGUGGCCGUACGACAGAACGAGUAUUGCAUUCUGGACUGGAAAAGAACCAAGGCCCUUGCUUCCAAAGAUGCUGCGUAUGGACGCAUGAUGCACUUUCCCAUGAACGACGUUCCUGAUUCCGUCCUGUGGCACUAUCGGGUUCAAGUGAACAUCUACGCCUGGAUCCUACGAAGAUACUACGACAUCAACGUGACAGAACUCAGGAUAGUGUGCUUGCAUCCGGACAAUGCGCCGCAGCCACUCAUCGUGAACGUGCCAAUGAUGCAGGACAAGAUCGAAAAGCUAAUGAGCUGGAGAAGGGAUGAUAGACAGCUCCAGAUACACCUCUCCGCAGAGAGUGGAGAUUUACGUGGCGGGAGUCAAGAAGGCGAGCUAUCAUUCUCGCAGAUGUUGGAUCAAGAGAUGGACACUUAUGAAGACGUACUUCCAGAAGUACCCAGUGCAGACGAACGAUCUUCGAAGCGACACAAAGCCCAGGAAUCUGUGGAGGGAGCUACUCCGGAUAAUGCAAUGAGUCAGUUCAUGCGAACGGAUUUCGAUAUGUCAUCCAUCCCUGGUCAGUCCUCUGAGCGCGAAUCUGUUGAAGGGAGCAUCCUCAAGGAGAUCGGCGGACUCGAAAGGAUGAUUACAGCAUAUCGGCCCAGUGCGGCAUGGUCGACCGCCUUUCGUCACGUGGUUCAAGGGGCUCUAGCUGUCCAUCAACUUCGGCUUCUGGAUAUCAGCCGGCGAGAGGAAGUCCUGUUCCUCGAGCUCAUCGAAGGGUCCGGGAGACAUGUCCGUGCCCACAAUGGCCAAUGUUUUUUCUAUUCGGAACAUGGCCACUGGAAUGCUUACAAGGGUGUGGUUCCCCAAGGCACUCUUGCGCGAUGUAAGAAGUUUCUGAUCCAGUUGGAAGGCGUCUACGCGUUAUUCGAGUCAUCUGCCCUACGGAACAGUGAAGGCAUCCUGCAGGCGUCUCAAGCUUUGUUGGAAAGACACUCUGGUUGCUGCGAUAGCCUUCUGGCUGCCUGUGAAAGGGCUGCUACUUGUCGAAUGCCAUCCAAAGCAAACACUCGGGAUGAAGGCGAUGGGGCCGAGGACCAUCGCAAGGCCUUGCCUUGGACGGUGGCAAUGGCCAACACAAUCGGCAAGCUCUAUGUGAAGUUGCAAACCUCCUUGCUCAAUGAUAGUCUCAUCAAGUACUACAUUGCCUGGUGUUCUCUCGACAUUCAGCCCUCUGGUGGCUUUUGCACCACCGAUGCCUGUUUCACUUUCACGGAUGCUGGGUUGCAGGCAGUCCCCAAAGCAGCAGCCAACGACGUCUAUGUCUACCUUCCGCACAAAAUGCUGGAUCCGGUUGCGGAUGACGUGCGGCAAAGAGUGCACUUGUUCUGGCAGACGACCUACUGGGACAACGCGAAUGCAUUCGAGGUCUUCAUGGCCUCGUUCACUCUUGCUUUGCGUGGUGAGAACGUGGACCGUGCCUUCUGGGGUAUAGGCGCAGGUGGCGUGGGCCAAAGUCUCCAGACAGCGCAUUUGGAAGCCAUCCUCGGAGAAUACCACACUUGUCUCGACAUGAACAUAUACUUUGUGGACGAGGAGAUGCGGAAGCAAGCUGCCAACAUCGUCGGGAAAAUUGUCGUGACCGGGCAAGAAAGCGUGCAGGGCUCCCGACGUCCGAUGAGAGAAGACAUCUACAAGAAGCACAUUUCCGCCGACAAGGUGCCAGAGCGUCUGCCGUACGCCAUACACACGGAACUGGUGGAACUGCGUGGUUGGAAAAAAUUCGAGCUAAACACUGCUCCCAAGUUGCUCGACUGCAGAUUGAGGUAA
This is a messenger RNA of Symbiodinium sp. CCMP2592, 2718 nucleotides long. NCBI's taxonomy places the organism in Eukaryota, Dinophyceae, Suessiales, Symbiodiniaceae. The record is from the annotation of a GenBank genome assembly.